Exserohilum turcica Et28A is the source of this 522-nucleotide messenger RNA. RefSeq lists its product as uncharacterized. Lineage: Eukaryota; Fungi; Ascomycota; Dothideomycetes; Pleosporales; Pleosporaceae. The transcript has 3 exons. The record is from RefSeq and is a predicted model, not a curated record. The coding region runs from base 29 to 415 and encodes 128 amino acids. Gene Ontology annotation, biological process: proton motive force-driven ATP synthesis.
AGCUCCUCACCCCCGACACCACAACACAAUGAUUGCGCAAUCCAUCAGGGCCUCGCGCCAGGCGCUCGUCCGCGUCGCCCGGCAGCAACCUGGGUGCGUUGCUCGCCGCACCUUCAUCACCCCCACGGCCGUCCGAUCAGCCGACCUGGUGCAGGACCUGUACCUCCGCGAGCUGAAGAACUACAAGGUGCCGCAAGUCAAGGCCUCGGACGCCGAGGGCCAGGUCAAGAAGUUCUCGAUGCCCAAGGCCCCCGCGUCGCCCGAGGAGACGGACAUUGCAAGCGAGCUCAAGGCAUACGAGACACAGGCUGUUGAGGUGGAGGGCGCAGCGUCCGAGGGCGGCGAGGUGCUGCCGCAGGAGGACUGGUUCGAGGAGGAGGACGAGAGCAUCACGACUGCCGGUGCCACGCACUAGAGGCAGACUGCUGGGCUGAAGGGCUACAUGUAUCAAAAUACUAGCGGCAGUGUCAAUACUACUGGGCAAAGGCGAAGCCGAGCUAUUGGACGCAUUGUCUGGGAACC